AUGGAUCGAAUAGUGUGGGACCCGAAUCAAUCUGUUACAAAGCCAAAAUUACUUCUUGAUCUUCAAGAUGAACAGAUGCUUAUUGAGAUAUUGGAUAACAAAGAUGGAGAUGAUCUUCAGCUUCAUGCUGGAGCCAUGAUCACAACUCAGUCUGCUGAGAAAUCUUCCCAACAGUUGAAAUCACAUUCCAAGAAACGCACAUCACAUGGUGUUAAAGUCUUGCAUUCCAUACCUACUCUCAAGCUACAGACAAUGAAAGCCAAACUUAGCAAUAAAGAUAUAGCCUAUUUUCAUAGGCCAAAAGCUUUAUGGUAUCCUCAUGAAAAUGUGGUGGCACUUAAAGAACAAGGAAAGCUGCUUACAAAAGGGUCAAUGAAAAUUGUAUUGAAAAGCUUGGGAGGGAAAGGGAGCAAGCUUCAUGUAGAUGCUGAGGAGACUGUUUUAUCUCUCAAAGGAAAAGCUACCAAGAAGCUUGAUUUUAAACCAAGUGAACCUGUGAAAAUUAUAUACUCUGGAAAGGAGCUUGAAGAUGAAAAAUAUCUUGCUGAACAAGAUGUUAGACCAAAUUCUUUGCUGCAUCUUGUUCGUACAAGAAUACAUUUAUUACCAAGGGCUCAAAAACUUCCUAGUGACAACAAGUCCUUACGCCCUCCUGGAUCUUUUAAAAAGAAAUCAGAUCUUUCAGCUAGAGAUGGUCAUUCUUUUCUAAUGGAGUAUUGUGAGGAAAGGCCUUUACUCCUUGGAAACCCUGGAAUGGGUGCUCGAUUGUGUACUUAUUACCAAAAAUCAAGUCCUGGUGAUCAAACAGCCACCCAAUUGCGUAGUGGGCCCAACAAUUUUGGGAACAUUCUUACACUCGAUCCAGCUGAUAAAUCCCCUUUUUUAGGAGAUAUAAAGCCUGGUUCAACUCAAUCAUGUCUUGAAACAAAUAUGUACAGAGCUCCAAUUUAUCCACAUAAACUCUCAUCCACUGACUAUUUACUCAUUUGCUCUCCAAAGGGAAAGCUCUUGUUAAGACGCAUUGACCGGAUUUACGUUAUUGGUCAACAGGAGCCUCACAUGGAGGUGAUGUCCCCUGUAUCAAAAGGUGUUCAGAUGUAUAAUAUGAAUAGGCUUCUGGUGUAUAUGUAUCGUGAGUUUCGCGCUCUUCAAAAACGUGGCUUGACACCUGCCAUUCGUGCCAAUGAGUUAUCUGCACAGUUUGCAAAUGUAGCUGAAGUUUCUUUAAGGAAGAGGUUAAAGUUAUUCUAUGAUUUUCAGAAGGGUUCAUGGGUUAUGAAGCGAAAUUUCCGUAUUCCAUUAGAGGAGGAGCUUAGAAGAAUGGUGACACCAGAAAAUGUGUGUGCUUUUGAAAGCAUGCUAGCUGGAAUGUACAGACUGAAACGUUUAGGAAUCAGCAUGACUCAUCCAUCUGGUCUCUCCUCUGCAAUGAAUCAGCUCCCUGAUGAAGCAAUUGCUUUAGCUGCUGCUUCCCACAUCGAGAGAGAAUUACAAAUAACUCCCUGGAAUUUAAGCAGCAACUUUGUUGCUUGUACAAAUCAGCUUCAACAUCAAACACGAGAAAAAUGCCAGGAGAUUUGGGAUAGACAAGUUCAAAACCUGUCUGUUGUUGAUGGUGAAGAAAACGAAAGCGACAUUGAAGCACAUAGUGAUUAUGAUUCUAAUAACUUGGUGGCUGGUGUUAAAGGCCUUAAAAUGAGACACAUGCCUUCACAAGCUCAAGCUGAUGUGGAAAAUGAAGAUGAAGCUGCUGAGUUAUGCAGAAUGCUCAUUGAUGGAGAUGACGAGGCAGAUCGGAAGAAGAAAAAAAGUGAAAGAUACGGGAGCAACUCCUAUGUCAAAUCAUAA
Lactuca virosa is the source of this 1848-nucleotide messenger RNA. The record is from the annotation of a GenBank genome assembly. Lineage: Eukaryota; Viridiplantae; Streptophyta; Magnoliopsida; Asterales; Asteraceae.